AUGUUUAAUGUUAGUGCCACUUUAAAUGUUAGUCGAUUACUUUAUAAUCCAAGUUUAUGUUUACCACAUUCAAUAAUCAAAUCAUUUGAUCAAUUAUCAAUUCCAAUAUCAAUUCCAAACAACUCAACCAGUCAGAUAAAAGGAGUUGUAUUGGAUAAAGAUAAUUGCUUUGCCAAAGAUCACGAUGAUAAGGUAUGGCCUGCCUAUCAAGACACUUGGAAUAAACUUAAAGAAACAUAUCCAAAAGAACAUUUAUUAAUCGUCAGCAACUCAGCAGGAACAAAUGACGAUAUAGAUCAUGUCCAAGCCCUCAAAUUAGAAACAGACACUGGGGUAACUGUAUUACGACAUUCAACCAAAAAACCAGGUUGUUUACCUGAAAUCAAAGAAUAUUUUGCUCAAUUUGAUAUUAAACCUCUGGAAAUUGUUAUAAUUGGGGAUAGAUUGUUUACGGAUAUGAUGAUGGCAAAUAUGAUGGGAAGUUGGGGGAUUUGGGUAUGUGAAGGGGUUGAAUUGAGUCAGAAGGUUUUUCCAAAAUUGGAAAGACAGGUUUAUGAAAGAUUAGUGGGGACUAGACCUGAAAAUCCUUGGGUUCCACCUACUCCAAAUGAAUAA
Messenger RNA from Hemisphaericaspora subhashii, 615 nucleotides. RefSeq names its product phosphatidylglycerophosphatase. Bases 1 to 615 code for a protein of 204 amino acids. Gene Ontology annotation, molecular function: phosphatidylglycerophosphatase activity. Gene Ontology annotation, cellular component: mitochondrion. Gene Ontology annotation, biological process: cardiolipin biosynthetic process. Lineage: Eukaryota; Fungi; Ascomycota; Pichiomycetes; Serinales; Debaryomycetaceae. The record is from RefSeq and is a predicted model, not a curated record. The transcript is spliced from 2 exons.